AGGCGUAGGCAAAACCGUUGGGAAUCAGAUCCCUCCUUUUAUUUGAUGAGGAUAAUAUAAUAAUAUUAAAAUAAGAAGGUCAAAAUUGCGGGAUCGAUGAAUCUAUACAUGUGGGUCCCCCUCUCCGGUGAUUUAAAAUACAAAAAUCAAAUAAAAACAAAAUCAUUUUAAUACAUUUGGCACCAAAACCAUGGACUCCCAACCUUAACUGCACCCGCGUUAACAAAUCGCUGCUGUUCCCGGCGACUUCAAAUUAUCCGGUGAAAUACCUCACCAAAUCUCCCUUUGCCACACAAAUCGACGCUGUUCUGAAUUUAGUAUUUGCUUUUUGUUAAACACCUGAACAAUUCCUGAAGAAAUCGAAGUGACUGAUGAGAAGUUGACAAUUACAAAGCUUCCUUCAAUUACGAUACAAGCGACAGAAAUAUCGGAGAAGAGUAUUUGACGUCUUUUCGAUUGUUCUGCUCCGGUGAUUGGCGACCCGGCUUAACGCGGUGUUUCGAAGGGGAGAAAAUCCGGUGAAGGAGGAAGAGGAGGUGGAGGAGGAGCGGAUAUUUGUUUUGGUAAGUAAUUUGAAGUUAGGUUUAGGGUAAGCGAAAGGUAUAUUAAUUAGGGAGCGGAGUCUGGUAAGGCCAUUUGUUUUUCUCUUCCUUUAUUAAUUGCAAUGAGAGAGAGAGAGAGAGAGAGAGAGAAAGACGUUCUGUAUAAUCUGCAAUGGCAGGUGACCUUUUUUUAGGCUGAUAACAGAAAUAGCCAAGCUCUCUCUGACUCUGUUCCACCAUUUAUUCAAAUUUCACUCUUUUUUUUUCUCUCUCUCUGUUCAUAAAUUCAAUCACCAAACUAGGGCGCUCCUUUGCCCCAUUUUUUCACUCUUCCUUUUUAUACUAUCAGGGGGUUUUUCUGCCUCAAUACAUUUCUGCUUCAGGGUUUUACAUGGAGGUUCAUGCUAUCUUUCAUGAAGUUUUAAAUCUCUUGAAGGUCCGUUUGCCUCCAUGAUUUUUGUUAGCUAUGAAACUGGAAAGUGACUCUUCAUUUUACAAUUCAAUGACCAGCCGGAACGAUGCUCCAGAAUCUCUCGAAUGCAAUUACAGCAGUACUGUGUUGCAACACCGGGUCAUGAGUAAUAAUCCAACUAGCCUCUCAUGUCAAGAGAAGAUAAACCAGGAAAACGUUAUUCAAUCUUCACAUUCUUCUUGUGAUGGGAAUAUUUGCAUGAUUACUAAGAUUAACCGGUCUUCUACAGAUGUUUUUGAUAAUAAUGCUGAAGGUAUUAGCGCAUUUGGGGCAUCAUCCAAUAUGAAACCCUCAUUCUCAUAUGUGGACAAAAGUGUCAUGGAAUGUCAAAUGUCAAAAACGAUAGUCUGUGACCAAGAAAUUAAUGUCAAUGAUGUGAAGGAUAUCUGCAUCGAUGAAGGGGUGGCUUCUCUGGAAAAUUUCUUCUUUAAGAGUACGGUCGAGAAGUCGAUUAGUAAAAUCUCCCCUCUGGAGGAAGACCGGAACGAAGGAUCUAUAAAAGAAAAAGAGACUUCUUUUGAGGUGUCCAAGUUCAUAGCAGAUGAUCAUAAAGUUUCUUUAGAAGAUCACUUUGCCAUGGAUUGGACUACUCAUAAUGAUGCGAAGGACUUGACACAGAUAGAGGAAGAAAAACUCAAUCUGAGCGAGCCAGAAGUUUUGAUGCAAAAGCUAGUUAAGAAAAGUUGCUCUUCCGAGUCUUUAGAUAAAAUAGGUGUGCAGAUAUCUGGUGAAAAAGCAAAUUUGGAAGACCCUUCUUCAGCUUCCAAAUCUGUUGAUUCUUGCAACGACACUCCUGCUCUGGGCUCUGCAGCAGAACCACCCAGUCAUAACAUCGCAGCGCAUCCUUCAGGUUAUAAUGAUGAAUUUGAGAAUGGAAGUAUUGCACUUACUCUCAACUCGAUCUCUCCAGUGGCGAAUGGUGGAGAAGAACAUCAGGAGUGUUGCGGAAGAAGUGAUUCUGUAAUUGGAACUCAAGUUUCAACCAAUCUGGAAUAUAGAACUUCAGAUAGUAGACUACUUUCGAGUCAAAACAUGAACGACAUUGGCGAGUCUAGUUUCUCUGCCGUAGAUCCACUAGCUAGUCUUGUUACUUACUCAGGGCCAGUAGCCUAUUCUGGAAGCAUCUCGCUUCGAUCAGAAAGUAGCACAACAAGCACACGUUCUUUUGCCUUCCCUAUAUUACAGACCGAAUGGAAUAGUAGCCCGGUUAAAAUGGUAAAAGCUGAACGGAGGCAUUACCGAAAGUAUCGAGGUUGGAGGGAGGGACUUCUAUGCUGCAAAUUCUGACUGCUUCCGUGCUAUCUCUAGAGUUAGAUUCUGUUUGUGCAUCAUCCAAAUUUAUUUUCACACACAUGUAAGUAGAUGUAUUAUUUACUGGAGGUUAUGCAUUUCAUUCAUAGUCAUUCUUUACAGUUUGGCCUAUUAUGUGAAAUUUAAUGUAUUGGUAAUACUUCAUAUCUUUCUUUUCUCUGGAAAAUUUCUCCAGUAGACCAUAUUUCUCCAUUAUGCUUGUAAACCAUGGCUCUUUGAUUUAUAUAAGGAUGGCAAAGCAUGAAAUGGUUGCUCUGUUGCUCUGUUUAUGGCCAUGAUAUUGGAUAGAAGUUUUCUUGUUUUUCUCUUA
This is a messenger RNA of Cucumis melo (muskmelon), 2635 nucleotides long. RefSeq lists its product as uncharacterized. NCBI's taxonomy places the organism in Eukaryota, Viridiplantae, Streptophyta, Magnoliopsida, Cucurbitales, Cucurbitaceae. Bases 1009 to 2301 code for a protein of 430 amino acids. Gene Ontology annotation, biological process: regulation of asymmetric cell division. The transcript is spliced from 5 exons. The record is from RefSeq and is a predicted model, not a curated record.